AUGCUGUCCCGUGUCGGUGCGGCCAAGCGGUUUCUGCAGGCCGCGAGGAGCAACAAACAUCUGAACGCCUUCAUCUCGCUCAAGCCCGAGGAGACGCUUCUUGCGGAAGCUGCGUCUGUGGACUCCCGGUUGGGGACUUUGCAAAAGUCAGAACAUAGCAGCAUCGAUGGCCGCAUCAUUGCCGUCAAGGACAAUAUCUGCACCACCGACCUCCCCACGACCUGCGCUUCAGAGAUGCUACGAGGCUACGUCUCACCCUACGAAGCCACGGUCGUCCAGAACCUGAAGCGCGCCGGCGCAAUCAUCAUGGGCAAGACCAACAUGGACGAGUUCGGCAUGGGAUCCCACUCCAUCUACUCCGCCUUCGGCGCCGUGGUUGGUCCCUCGCCGCCGGAGAGCCAGCAUCCGAGAUCGGCGGGCGGAAGCUCGGGCGGGAGUGCGGUCGCUGUGGCUAUGGGCAUGUGUGAUGCUGCGUUAGGAACAGAUACCGGUGGAUCAGUGCGGCUGCCUGCGUCGUACUGCGGGGUGGUGGGCUUCAAGCCAUCGUACGGCAUGCUCUCCCGGCUGGGGGUUGUGGCCUAUGCAAACUCGCUGGACACCGUGGGGAUCCUGGGGAAGGACGUGGAGAGCGUGAAGAAUGUUUUCGAUGAGAUCAACGAGCACGAUCCCCGCGACCCCACCAGCCUUUCCGCCGAGACCCGCAAACGCCUGCGCGAGAAUCUGUCGGAAUCAAGCUACAGCAAAGAGUCUUUACGCAUAGGAAUCCCAGCGGAAUACAACGUCCACGAACUCACCCCCGCCGUGCGCGAAGCCUGGGAAACGGUCGCCCAAAAGCUCCUCUCGCUCGGCCACCAAAUCACCAACAUCUCCCUCCCGCACACCAAGCACUCCCUCUCCUCCUACUACGUCCUCGCGCCCGCCGAGGCCUCCUCCAACCUCGCCAAAUACGACGGCGUGCGCUACGGCCACCGCUCCGACGCCGACCGCAGCACCCCCCCCGACAACAUCCUCUUCGCACCCACCCGCCACACCGGCUUCGGCGCCGAGGUGCGCCGCCGCAUCCUCAUGGGCGCAUACGCGCUCAGCUCCGAGGCCAAGGAAAACUACUUCAUCCAGGCGCAGAAGGUGCGCGCGCUCGUGCAGAGGGACUUUGACCAGGCCUUUGUGCAGCCGAAUUGGCUCAAGUGCGGCAAGGACAAGCGGGGGCCACCCGGGGGUGGCGGUCGCGUAGACGUGAUUCUUGCGCCGUGCGCGCUGUCGACGGCGCCGUUGUUGAGCGAUGUGAGGGGGCAGGCGUCGCCGCUGGAUGCGUAUGUGAAUGAUGUGUUGACGGUGCCGGCGAGCCUUGCGGGGGUGCCGGCGGUGAGUGUGCCGGUGUUUGUGGAGAGUGGGCAGAAUCAGCAGAGGCGGCCGAUUGGGAUGCAGAUUAUGGCGCAGUUUGGGGAUGAGAAGGUGUUGUGGGAGGCAGCGAAGAUCUUGGAGGGGUUGGGGACUAUCAAGGCCUAG
Morchella sextelata is the source of this 1506-nucleotide messenger RNA. RefSeq lists its product as uncharacterized. NCBI's taxonomy places the organism in Eukaryota, Fungi, Ascomycota, Pezizomycetes, Pezizales, Morchellaceae. The record is from RefSeq and is a predicted model, not a curated record. The transcript has 7 exons. Gene Ontology annotation, cellular component: glutamyl-tRNA(Gln) amidotransferase complex; mitochondrion. The coding region runs from base 1 to 1506 and encodes 501 amino acids. Gene Ontology annotation, molecular function: glutaminyl-tRNA synthase (glutamine-hydrolyzing) activity. Gene Ontology annotation, biological process: glutaminyl-tRNAGln biosynthesis via transamidation; mitochondrial translation.